Molecule: messenger RNA, 1287 nt
Organism: Daldinia vernicosa
Lineage: Eukaryota; Fungi; Ascomycota; Sordariomycetes; Xylariales; Hypoxylaceae
Product: putative O-methyltransferase
Exons: 6
Coding region: 1-1287 (428 amino acids)
Molecular function (GO): O-methyltransferase activity
Source: RefSeq, a predicted model, not a curated record
AUGUCUGAUGAACAACAUCCAAACGGGAAUUCUCGUCCGGAUAUACAAACACCAGAUCCCAGCAUAGCAUCUAGGCCGUGCGACCUCGCUAGCGUCGGAACGCACGUGGAAAAAAUCAACAAGCUAGCAACCGCCUCUUCUCCUGAUGAUAAUAAUACAAGACUCGAACUAGCGGAAGCUGCCAGACGCUUAGUACGAGCCCUAGAAACUCCGCGGGAGACGAUGAUAAAGCAUUGUUGGGCACAGCCUUCUGCUAUGACUGCUAUCACGACCUGUGUUGAUUUAGGAUUGUUCGAGGUCAUGGUGAACGGCGACAGCCAUAGUACAACGUCCGCAGAGCUUGCUCGCGCCGUCGGUGCGGAUUCUGCUCUUGUAGCCCGGUUACUCCGUCAUCUAAGCGCCAUGGGAUAUGUAGAAGAGACCGGUGCCGACGAGUAUGCGCCAACUAACUUUACAAGAUCCCUAUGCAUACCUGCAAUAAGUGCUGGUUACCCCCUAUUGUCGGGCGGUUUCCUCGCUUCGAAUAUCAAAUUCCACGAGUAUAUGAAAAAGACUGGGUAUGUGGUUCCGAGCAGCAUGCUUUCCGGGCCUUAUCAAUAUGCGUAUGGCACAGACAAGCACGUAUUCGAGCAUCUUCAAGCCAAUCCUCCCUACGGCGAUUUAUUCAACCUUCAUAUGGCCGCAUAUCGCCAGGGGCGAGCAAGUUGGAUGGACCCUCAAUUCUUCCCAGUUCAGGAGAAGCUCAUUGAUGGGGCAAACCAGAGUAAGGAAGCCGUAUUCUUGGUCGAUAUCGGGGGCUCAAUUGGACAUGAUAUGGAGGAAUUUCUAACGAAACAUCCAUCUGUACCCGGCCGUCUUGUAUUACAAGAUUUACUAGCUGUACUUCAACAAAUCACCACCCUAGAUGAGCGAAUAGAGCGGAUGGAGCAUGAUUUCUUCGACGAACAACCUGUGAAAGGUAGCAGGGCUUAUUACAUGCACUCCAUCUUACACGACUGGUCUGAUGAACAAUGCCUAAAAAUUCUAAGUCAGCUUUCCGAGUCCAUGGAACCAGGAUAUAGCAAGCUGCUCGUCAAUGAAAACGUGAUCCCGCCACGUCAUGCGUACUGGGAAACCACGGCUCUGGAUAUCCUUAUGAUGACUGGAUUUUCAUCUAGAGAGAGGACGAAACGUGAGUGGGAAGAUCUACUCGGGGCGUCUGGACUACGUAUCUGUAACAUUUGGACUGUCGAUAACGGAGUCGAAAGCCUCAUCGAGUGCGAGCUAGAUACGAAAGAUCUUUGUUGA